AUGGGUACGGGGAGGACGCUGAAAUUCGCCCUGUGCGAGGUGCUGCAGUUUGCAGGCCUGUGCGUGCCACUCUUCAUCGUCAUGCAGAGGUUUGCCGUCAUCGUAGCAAAGGUCAAAACCUCAGCGCAGCCCUCCGGAGAUGGCAGUACGGCCUACUGGUUAAUUGUGGCCUCCUCCAUUGCCUAUGUCACCUCCACAGCCCUUCUGGUCUGGGUGCCCCUGAAGUACAUGGUCUUCAUGAAGAAGAAGUUUCUCAUUGGGAGGAAGAAGUGGAGGCCUGUAGCCCUCGUAUAUGUGAUCCUGUCCACAUUACCCAGCUUUGCCUUUCUCAUCGCCAGCUCUGAGGUUCAGAUAAAUAACAACAUAAAAAUUGAUACAUUCACGGAGCUACCUGUAUCACUGGUUCUCUUCUCUCUCAUCUGUAUUGACGUUGUGGAGAGGAUACGUCACUGCAGACUGACUGGCCGAGCUAAUGGCAUGGAAAGAGAUGCUGAAAUCCCUUCCACUGUCCUCACCCAUGUGGAGCAGGUAACACCAGUAACACCCAUCACUCCAGUUGUGCCAGGACCAGCUGUGCCCGGGCAAGUUGUGCCAACUCCUAUCCCACCUGCAGCAGGACCACACAACGACAGGAACCAAAACGGAGCAAAUGCACGACCAGAACCCAACGGGGCAGUCCCAGGGAUACCUGCUGAUCCUGGUAGACCGUUUAGUAUUGCUGGGUUGAGCGCACGGUCAGCAAGCACCACUGCAUACCGUUUACCUCCAUACGCCUACACAGGUCCAUUGAGGUUCCUGUGUGCCAGUGAUGCUCGAGCGGAUGUUUUUGUGGACAGCUUCAUGUUCUGGAUGGACACAGUGGAGAUGGUGAGGGUGGCAGGUGAUCCCCUGGUCUACUACUCAGGCUGGGUGUUCCCCAUCUACAUCUUCAGCUACCUGUCCUGCCUGCGUGUGGUGGUCAUGCCUCACAGCCCCCUGCUUUCCUCACUAGGAGUAGCCGUACAGGACUUACCCUUCUUCUUUGUACGCGCUGGCCUCAUUGCCUUCUUUGGCUUUGUCACACCCAUACUCUACAUGAUGAAGAACCUAUUGGUCUUCCUCGCUUUUAUUUAUUUCAACUUCAUGACGAAGCUGAGGGUCUUCAACACAGAGAGGAUGAUCCUCUGA
This is a messenger RNA of Notolabrus celidotus (New Zealand spotty), 1167 nucleotides long. RefSeq names its product transmembrane protein 236-like. The record is from RefSeq and is a predicted model, not a curated record. Bases 1 to 1167 code for a protein of 388 amino acids. NCBI's taxonomy places the organism in Eukaryota, Metazoa, Chordata, Actinopteri, Labriformes, Labridae. The transcript is spliced from 4 exons.